Clarias gariepinus (North African catfish) is the source of this 1290-nucleotide messenger RNA. RefSeq names its product histamine N-methyltransferase-like. The record is from RefSeq and is a predicted model, not a curated record. Lineage: Eukaryota; Metazoa; Chordata; Actinopteri; Siluriformes; Clariidae. The coding region runs from base 88 to 951 and encodes 287 amino acids. Gene Ontology annotation, molecular function: N-methyltransferase activity. The transcript is spliced from 7 exons.
UAUACACACAUACUUCUGCAACAGGUUGUGUUUCCACAGAACAAGAAGCAAAAGAAGACAAAAGGAAAAAACAACAAAACAAUACACAUGGAGAACGAAAUAUUUGAGUCUAUAUACCUGCACACCUUUGAGUUGUAUUUGGCGAGUUCCACGGAACACCAGUCUAUUAAAAAUUUCAUCCAUACAACUCUCCCGGACAUCCUGGCCAGCAUCGGAGCAGGAGAACCCACUCUGAACGUGAUGGGAGUGGGAAGUGGAUCAGGUGAGCUCGAUCUGGAGAUUCUUAAAGUGCUGCAUGAAAAGCAUCCGGAUGCCAAAGUGGAGAAUGAGGUGGUGGAUCCCAGCAGUGCCAUGCUUAACAAAUAUAGGGAAUCAAUUUCGAAGAUGCCCAGCUUUGAUUAUGUCACCUUCAGAUGGAAUAAAAUGACUGCAGUGGAGUUUGAGAAUGAAUGGAAGAAGAGAAGCUCUGAUAAAAAGAUGCAUUUCAUUAACAUGAUUCAGAUGCUGUACUAUGUGAAGGAUCCAGAGGCUACGCUUUCCUUCUACCGGAAUUUACUGAAGAAAGAUGGUAAAAUCCUUGUCAUUGUGAACACAGAGGAAAGUGCAUGGGCCAGACUAUUUUACGCCUACGAAGAUGAGCUGCGUCAGGAUGGAAAUAGCAUGUGUCUUACAACUGGAGAACUUAAGAGCUUUCUGAAUUCUAAAAAAAUCCCCUACCAAAGCUACAAGUUACCGGUCCUAUUGGACAUCACCAAGUGUUUCACACCUGAAGAUAAAAAAGGGGAGCAAAUACUGGACAUCCUGACAGAGGUUGUUAAUUUCAGUAAGACUGCUCCCCCAGAGCUGAAGGAUGGAGUGGUGGAGUUUCUUAAACAUCCAGACAACAGCCAAGAAGUGAAUGGCAGGAUCCUGUUCGAUUGUAGCCUUGAGGCUUUGUUGAUCGAUGCUUAGGUCCAAAAUUAUCAGAUACAUCGUGACGAGAAAUAUUUGUCUGGGGAUCAGGGGUAGCUCAGUGGUUAAGGCAGUGGGCUAUAGUUGAAUGGUCCCAGGUUCAAAUCCUAUGACCACCAGGUUGUGCUUGUUGGGCCCUCGACCAAGGCCCUUAACCCUCAAUUGCUCAGAUGUAUGAUGAGAUAAAAAAUGUAAGACACUCUGGAUAAGGGUGUUUGCCAAAUACCUAAAUGUAAUGUUGUCUAACAAUCAUUAAAAUAAUGAGGAAUACGAUGUUAAUAAACAGUUGUUAAUAAUUUAUACAGUAGGGCAAACAAGUGUUUAGUCAGCCACUAAUUG